AUGCCAGCUCCACCCGAAUUCAUCAAGUUCGUCGACAACAACUCGUCCGCUUUCAUCGAGCGCCUGCGCGCGGCGGUCGCGAUCCCCUCCGUAUCUGGCGACCCGAGCUUCCGGCCGCGUGUUAUCGAGAUGUCCAACUGGCUGAACGGGCAGCUGCAGCAGUACGGUACGCUUCCGCUUCCGCCUGCGAUCCUCGGUCGGAUCGGCGACGAUAAGAGCAAGAAGACGGUGUUGCUGUAUGGCCACUUUGACGUGCAGCCGGCAGCGAAGAGCGACGGAUGGGACACGGAUCCGUUCGUUUUGGUCGAGGAGAAGGAUGGGAGACUCGUCGGGCGCGGCAGCACGGACGACAAGGGCCCGAUCUUGGGAUGGCUGAAUGUCCUGCAGUGGCAUCACGAGACCAAGACGCCGCUGCCCGUGAAUCUGCUCUUUUGCUUUGAGGGCAUGGAGGAGAACGGUAGUGAGGGUCUGGAUGAGCUCGUCAUUAAGGAGAAGGAUGGCUGGUUUAAGGACGCUGACUGUGUUUGCAUCGUAAGUGUGCGUUCUUGUAACGCUGGAACUUCUGUCGACCGCACUAGAGCGACAACUACUGGCUUAACACUCGGACCCGGCACUCACGUACGGUCUGCGUGGGCUUGUUUACUUCAAGCUCAACGUCACUGGUCCUGGACGCGAUCUGCACUCUGGUGUCUUCGGACGUACGUUCACGAGCCGAUGACCGACCUCAUCUCGAUCAUGUCUAAGCUCGUCAGCCCCACCGGUGAAAUCCUCAUCCCUGGCGUCGACGACAUGGUCAAGGCUGCCGAUAUGGAAGAGCGGGCCAUCUACGAGCAGCUCAACUACAGCAUUGAGGAUGUCGAGUCCGGUGCCGGGGGCAAGAUCGCAUUGUCCGACGACAAAGCCACCGUGCUUAUGGGCCGAAUGCGGCUCCCUUCGCUCUCGCUGCACGGUCUCGGGCAAGUUCUCGAUCCGACGCCCGAUUCCGUGGAGCCCCUCGUCAAGUCGUACAUCCAGAGCGAAUUCGACAAGCUCGGCAGCAAGAACACUCUGGAGAUCGAGCUUCUGCACAGCGGCAAGCCCUGGGUGACGGACUACAAGCACUGGAACUUCGCCGCCGCUAUCACCGCUACUGAGGAAAUCUACAAAACAAAGCCAGAUCUGACCCGAGAGGGAGGAUCGAUCCCUGUGACGCUGACGUUCGCCGAAGCGUUGGGCGCGAACGUGCUUCUGCUGCCGAUGGGUCGCGGAGACGACGGAGCGCACUCCACUAAUGAGAAACUUGACAAGAGCAACUUCAUUGAGGGUACGAAACUGCUCGGAACGUAUCUGUACGAAGUUGGUGCGAUCAAGGCGGAGGGCAAGUGAAUCGAAUAGUCGCAAAUGUACCUAGUAUCACAAUGUAUCAAAGCAGCCGAGAUUCUCGACUCGUGUAACUGCCUAACCAGUCCCCGUUGA
This is a messenger RNA of Mycena citricolor, 1455 nucleotides long. Lineage: Eukaryota; Fungi; Basidiomycota; Agaricomycetes; Agaricales; Mycenaceae. The record is from the annotation of a GenBank genome assembly.